AUGCUUGGUUUAUGGGAAAAGAUUGUACAACUUCGAAUUAUUAACAGCUACUUCUUUAAGACUGUUAAGGGAUGUCAGAAGAAUCGGAAGCAGGUACCCUCACAUGCUGUUGAUCAAGCUGUAAACCAGCGGAGCAUCUUUGCAGGGCAAUGUAGCAGUAUGUGUCAGAAUUAUCUAAAAAUUGAGCUGGUGUCUCAUAAGGUGGUUGGCACUCCAUCACGACAAGUAAGAAAGAGGCAGCAAAGUAAAGCAGCAGUUCGGCUGAAAGAAGACAUGAAAAAGAUAGUGGCAGUGCCACUAAAUGAGCAGAGGAAUUCAACCUAUAAGAAGUUAUUUGGAGUCAGCCUCCAAGACCUUCAGCAGCAGGGGCUCACAGAGAACGGCAUUCCAGCUAUAGUGGGGACUAUCGUGGAGUACUUGGUGAAGCAUGGACUCACCCAGGAAGGCCUUUUUAGGGUGAAUGGCAACGUGAAGGUGGUGGAACAGCUCCGAUGCAAGUUCGAGAGUGGAGCCCCGGUGGAGCUUGGCAGAGACGGGGACGUCUGCUCAGCAGCCAGUCUGUUGAAGCUGUUCCUGAGGGAGCUGCCAGAGAGCGUGGUCACCUCCACAUUGCACCCUCGAUUCGUUCAGCUCUUUCGGGAUGACAGAAAUGAUGCUCAGGAGAGUAGUUUAAGAGACUUAAUAGAAGAGCUGCCAGACACCCACUACUGCCUCCUCAAGUACCUGUGCCGGUUCUUGACAAAAGUAGCCAAGCACCAUGUGCAGAAUCGCAUGAAUGUCCACAACCUCGCCACUGUAUUUGGGCCAAAUUGCUUUCAUGUGCCACCUGGGCUUGAAGGCAUGAAAGAACAAGACAUCUGCAACAAGAUAAUGGCUAAAUUACUAGAAAAUUAUAAUACUCUAUUUGAAGUAGAGUAUACAGAAAAUGAUAACCAGAGAUGUGAAAACCUGGCUAGGCUUAUCAUAGUAAAAGAGGCCAGUUGUAAGAACGCGUUACCUAACAUCCUUGUAACAAAAGACUUAGAGAGAGACAUGCAAAAACCAUCUCUAAAAACCAGGAUCCCCAAAUCCAGGAGUGAGGGAUCUAUUCAGGCCCACAGAGUUCCACAACCAGAGCUAUGUGAUGGCGUUCCUCAGGUCAGCCUGCGGCUAAGUCGUAGAAAACCCUGCUGGGCUGACAUGAAUUCAGCAGAGGAUGCUAAUGUCACAAAGUUGGUAUCCAGUUCACAGGAAGAUGAAAGACCUAUGUCACCUUUCUAUUUGAGCACGCAUGUAUCCCAAGUCAGCAAUGUUUCGACAACUGGAGAACUCUUAGAAAGAACCAUCCGGUCGGCAGUAGAACAGCACCUUUUUGAUGUAAACGGCUCUGGAGGCCAAAGUUCAGAGGACUCGGAAUCUGGAACAUCAUCAGCAUCUUCGGCCACAUCUGCCAGACAGCGCCGCCGUCAGUCCAAAGAGCAGGAUGAAGUUCGACGUGGCAGAGAUGUGGGACUUAUCAACAAAGAAAAUAUUCCUUCUGGGUUCAACAACCUUGAAGAUUGUAUUUUGAAUGCUCAGGAAGUGGAAAAAUUGUAUGAAAGUACUUCUGGUUAUAUUGGAGAAAGGGGCAAACCUAAACGUCAGAAAUCCAGUUCCAAACUUUCUGAACUCAAUGAAAAUCAAGAUGGUCUUGUGAAUAUGGAAAGCCUCAAUUCCACACCAUCUCAUGAGAGGGCUGGACCUGACGAUGUUGAACUGAUGUCCGAUGAAAGCAAAGAAGAUGAAAAAGGCAGCAGACAUACCCAGCAUUUUGAGAGCCCCACAAUGAAGAUUCAGGAGCAUCCCAGCGUACCUGACACCAAACUGCAGAGGACUCAAGAUGCUGAUGACCAGCAGGAGAGCUUUGUCUCCGAAGUGCCUGAGCUCGACCUGACUGCAUUGUGUGAUGAGAAGAGCUGGGAAGAACCCCUCCCUACCUUCUCAUGGCAGCAGGAGAAUGUGGACUCGGAUGAAGCGCACCUCUCCCCGCAGGCUGGGUGCCUGAUUCGCCAGCUUCUGGAUGAAGACAGUGACCCCAUGCUCUCUCCUCGGUUCUAUGCUUAUGGGCAGAGUAGGCAGUACCUGGAUGACACAGAAGUGCCUCCUUCUCCCCCAAAUUCCCAUUCUUUCAUGAGGCGCCGGAGCUCCUCUCUCGGGUCCUACGAUGACGAGCAGGAGGACCUGACACCUGCCCAGCUCACACGAAGGAUUCAGAGCCUUAAAAAGAAGAUCCGAAAGUUCGAAGAUAGAUUUGAAGAGGAGAGGAAGUACAGACCUUCUCAUAGUGACAAAGCAGCCAACCCAGAGGUUCUAAAAUGGACAAAUGACCUUGCCAAAUUCCGGAAACAGCUUAAAGAGUCCAAACUAAAGAUAUCUGAAGAGGACCUAAGCCCCAGGAUGCGGCAGCGAAGCAACACGCUCCCCAAGAGUUUCGGUUCCCAGCUUGAGAAAGAAGACGAGAAGAAGCAAGAGCUCGUCGAUAAAACCGUAAAGCCUAGCGUCGAAGCCACGCUGGAAUCCAUCCAGAGGAAGCUCCAGGAGAAGCGGGCAGAAAGCAGCCGUCCUGAGGACAUUAAGGAUAUGACCAAAGACCAGAUUGCCAACGAGAAGGUGGCUCUGCAGAAAGCUCUGUUAUAUUACGAAAGCAUUCACGGCCGGCCGGUGACCAAGAAUGAACGUCAGGUAAUGAAGCCACUGUAUGACAGAUACCGGCUGGUCAAGCAGAUCCUGUCCCGAGCCAACACCAUACCCAUCAUCGGAUCGCCCUCCAGCAAGCGGAGAAGCCCUUUGCUGCAGCCAAUUAUCGAGGGCGAAACGGCUUCCUUCUUCAAGGAGAUAAAGGAAGAAGACGAGGGUUCGGAGGACGAUGGCAACACGAAGCCGGACUUCACGGUCACUCUGAAGACCGAUUUCAGUGCCCGCUGCUUCCUGGACCAAUUUGAAGAUGAUGCUGAUGGGUUUAUUUCCCCAAUGGAUGAUAAAAUCCCGUCAAAAUGCAGCCAGGACACUGGGCUCUCCAACCUCCACGCCGCUUCCAUACCAGAACUCUUGGAACACCUUCAGGAAAUGAGAGAAGAAAAGAAAAGGAUUCGAAAGAAACUGCGUGAUUUUGAAGACAAUUUUUUCAGACAAAAUGGAAGAAAUGUCCAGAAGGAAGACCGCACUCCCAUGGCUGAAGAAUACAAUGAAUAUAAGCACAUAAAGGCAAAACUAAGGCUCUUGGAGGUGCUCAUCAGCAAGAGAGACACUGAUUCCAAGUCCGUGUGAGGGGGGCAGCCCCAGCCCGAGCAGAGGGGGCUGCUGAAGGUGCAGGCUGAACUUAUCAGCUGCCUCCCCUAGUAAAGAGCAGCUCUGCACAAACUGGAAGGCAGCAUGGAGCUGGACCUGCAGAGCAUGUAGCCCUUCUGCCUCCGGGCCUUUGGGAUCCGCUCCAGUUUCCAGCGCCGGCCUCAGAAACUGCCUGGAUGGAAGAGGGCAACCUGCUUUGAUUUAAGAAUUUUGUAAGGGGAAGUCAAGAUCCCACAGGCGCACGUAGACAGUAGGGGAAGCUUCACUAACGCUGGCGGUGAUGAAUCACUACACGGAGAGACCCUCAUCUACAGAGAAUACACACUGUUCUUCCCUGGAUGACUGAGAAACAUGUCUAACUGGGAUACGACCCAGCUCAGGACUUCCCUCUGGAGAGCGAACUUGCUACGCAGGUCCGAGUUCUCUUUGCACCCAGUAAAGUGGGAACGUGCGUCGGAGCCCUGUUUGCUGCCUUGGCCAUUCUCAUGACCUUUCCCCACUCGCGCGAAUUGUCCCCUUUCAGUUCUCAGGUAGAUGGAAGCUGCGUCUGCCCAGCACGGCGGCGCAAUCACCUGUUUGAUGGUGUGUUGCUUCAAGACUUCCUCGGCUGACGAAGAAUUUUGAUUCUUGACCAGGACUGGAUCAUCUGCAGAGGACAGAGGGAAUAUAGCUAUAUUCAUGCUGAUUUUUAAAUCAGGCAACAGGGUGAAGAGCCUGGAAAAUUCCUUCCUGAACAUGGAUUACACUUGAUCAGUCUCAGAUUUUCGCAUCCAACACUAAGCAAGACCAGUAUGCUAUGGCAUCCUGUUUGGGGCUUGGUUUCAUUUUGGCUCUAGCCAAACAUAAAGGAUCUUGCUUAAUUCUUAGCUUAAGUGUUGAGGAUCAUGAGAGAGAGAGAGAGAGAGCCUGUGUUCUAAGCCUUCUGAGUACUUACCAGAGUUUAAAGUUUUUUUUUUUUUAAAGUAAACCCGCACUAAAUCCCCUCACUGAGAGGUAAAUGUAGCCCUCGGAACUCAGUCCAAGGUGGUAUCUAAAUCACACUAUUUUCAAGAUCAUAUAUAAAGAGAAAAAUAAUGGUGUGGGGUCACUUAGGAUUAUUUUUUCAGAGACUGUGUCACAAAGCUGUCUAUAUUAGACCUUUUGGGAAGACCAGGGAAUUUAAAACACCAAAUCAUUCAUCUCUUUACUGUGCUGAUGUCCCCUUGUGAUUUGUUGUUACUUUUUCACCUCUGUGUCUACAUCGAGGAAAGUGAAUUCUGUCUCUGCCUGUCCGUCCAAGGCCUAUGUUGGCACCUUGUGGGGUGGAGCUUUGUGGGUUUGCGCUUUGUGGGAUGCAGCUCAAGUGUCUGCACACCGGCCCCCGGCUGCCAAGAGAAAACAUCUCGGCAGGCUCUGCCUUUUGAAGAUACUGUCGCAGGAUGAGCAAGAGAGCUAGGCUGCCCUCCCAUAGGUUUUGAGAGUUGCCUUCUUAAAGGGUACCCUUUUGUUUGGUUUGAUAAGAAGAGGAAAAGAAAGAGAACGUUAAACUCUUCUGACCAGUUGCCAGUUUUGAAAUGGGUUCUUGAGAAACUGGCCAGAUUGGAUUUCUAGCAGUGUUUUCCAUGGCUCAAGUGAGGCAGAAGCUGUCAGUUGGAAAUUGUUUUAAGUCGGGAGUCGGGGGAAAAGAAUACCUUUAAGUUUGCUCUUAAAAAUAAUCAUAUAGAAGCAUGAGCUGUGUGUUGGAAGUCCCCUGUGUUAAUCCACACAUUUAAAGACGGUACAUAAUCCUACAAAUUUAAAUGUACAUGAAUAUAUAGUUUGGUAUUCUUUGCUCUACUGUUUACAUUGCAGAUCACUAUAAUUUCGAGGAGUUAUAUUAUAAAUAAAAUGAAGCACUUUAGGAUGUUUUCUAUUUUUGAAAUCUGAACAUGAAUCAUUCACAUGACCAAAAAUUGUAUUUUGUAAAAGAAAUACAUGUCUAGUCUGUCUUUUUUGAGUAAUUAUUCUCUUAAAUAAGCUAUAACAUAAAUCAAAUCAUUACCAGUUAACCUUUAAAGCACAUCUGUUUAAGAGUAUUGUCUUGAAAAUACUAAUAUGCUACAGAAUUUUAAAAGAAAAAAUGCUGUAUAAAUGAGGAGCUACUAAAUGUUUGAAAUCUAUUGUUUCUGCCAAAGGUAAAUUAAGUAAAAGAUUUAUCCAGGACUCCCCAUUCCAAUUUGUAUGAUUGAAUAAAAGAAAACACCAAGUUACAGUCAAAUAAACUGCGUAUGGAAUGUCAUGUUCUCCUUUGUAAUUUCUCAUCUAUAUUAACUUCACAGAAUGGCGCCCAGAUUAAGGGCGGAAAAGCCCUGUUUACACUCGAUCCUAUUUGAAGCCAUGGCGGUAGGUUCCGGCGCUGCCAGAAAUGCUGAGGCAAAUUUGUUUCCACAGCAACCAUUUCUGCAGCCCAGGGUCUUGGGGCCCUAGAGGCAGCAUCUUAAUUGGCUUCACACAGAAUACUCUGGACUGGGGUUUUUCCUUUGCUCUCUUGGGAAUGUGUGUGUGUUUAUUAGCACACGCCAACAAAAUAAAUGCCAGGGGUUAGUUAAUAACAAUGAUAAGUAAAGGUAAAGCAUGAAUAAACUUGAUUGUAUGACUGUAAGAAUUAGAAAUA
Neomonachus schauinslandi (Hawaiian monk seal) is the source of this 5938-nucleotide messenger RNA. It is a transcript of the gene FAM13A, whose product is annotated as family with sequence similarity 13 member A. The coding region runs from base 1 to 3285 and encodes 1094 amino acids. NCBI's taxonomy places the organism in Eukaryota, Metazoa, Chordata, Mammalia, Carnivora, Phocidae. Gene Ontology annotation, biological process: signal transduction. The record is from RefSeq and is a predicted model, not a curated record. The transcript has 26 exons.